AUGGUUCAGCAGUACCCAUCCAAGCACUCUAGCUUGACAGGUUUAUUCACACCUCCCCCAUCUCCUUACGCAAUGGCUGGCUCCGUUCCUAGGUACACACUCUCUUACGGCUCCGUUAGGGCUCAAUUAACAUACCUGACCAGCUCUACCUCUGGUGCUCUCAGCCAGCAAUCUGGCUCCAACGGCUGCAAAGUGGGAUCUGCAGCCUGCUCGCAUCCAGAACAAUACCACCAGCCCCAGAAGUAUGCGUUCCAGAUCCUAUCUAUCACCACCAAAACUAAAGCUUUGGGCUACCUAGACGUAUACCCCCUUCCCCACCGUCUGGGCCCAAAGGUUGCAGCGUGCGCGCUCCCCGAGUGCCCCGACCCACCUUCCGAGCGGGCAGCCCCGUUUUCAGUUGGCAACUCAAGUACACUAUUCCCCUACCCCCAGUCUCAAACGAGCAAGAGGGGCACGACUCACCAGCGGACCAAGAUCCGGCAAAAGGUUGCAGAAACGAGGAAAAAGAGAAAAAAGGAGGCCAAAAAGAACCCGCAAUGGAAGUCGAAACACAAGAAGGAUCCUGGUAUCCCAAGUACGCUCCCGUUCAAGGAGGAUAUUCUGGCCGAGAUCGAGGCCGGCAGGCGACAGGCAGAGGAGGAGAAACUACGACGAAAGGAGAAUAAGCAGCAACCCCGACCUGAGUCUGCGGGCGCUGUCGAAUCAUCUACACCUGCUGCUGUUGCUGCGAUCACCGCAGACGACGACGCCCCACCUAUCCUCAUCGACUCGAGCCUUCCCACACUUGGUUCGGUACUCGACUCGGCGCAUGUAGUUAUCUACGCACUCGACGGCCGGGAUCCCCAGACGUUCCGCAACGUUCAUCUCGAAAAGGUGAUGGGUGAGAAAGGCAAGCCGGUUAUCGUUGUGUUGACCAAGACGGACCUGGUCCCCCGCGAGAUACUCGCUGGAUGGACUGCGUUCUUCCAAGGCCAAUUUGCUGGUGCACAAAUUGUCCCAUUCCGAGCUUCGGAGGCAUUCAUCUCGAGUGCCGUGUCGACCAAAGGAAAGCAAAAAGCUGCCUUUACCAAGUCAGUAUCCGAAAAGAGCUUGUUCUCCGCUCUGGAGAAACACAAAAGUGCAGAGAAAGAAACCCGGGUUGCGGUUGUGGGUCUAACAAACAGUGGAAAAUCCACAUUGAUCCGUUCACUGAUCGACAUUCCCGUUCAGAUCAACGAGUACACGUUCAUUGAUACACCUGGAUUCGGGGUCAUCCAAUUCAACGCUCAGCCUGGCGGGAAGAAACUAUCACCGGAGCAAGUGGAGAUAUCCAAAGCCAAGGACCUAUUAACCAGGAACCGAGGAUCAUUUGUACACUGGAAGGAAACCGAUGCGGCAGCCGCAUACAUCGUUUCGCGAGCCAAGCAUCAAGAUUUGAUUCUACAUUACGAAGUUCCUGCAUUCCAGCCCGGAGAUGUGAACGCUUUCUUGGGUGGCGUUGCGCGUGCUCGCGGACGGAUACGCAAGCAUGGUGCACUCGAUUUAUCGGAUACUGCACGUUCCGUGGCGCGAGAUUGGAGUUUGGGAACCUUGCCCUAUUAUGCUGUACCCCCUACUACCUCGAGUCCGACGGUCCUAGUCGGAGAUCCGGCCCUGGACGCAUGCCUGAGCUUGAAAGAGUUCCGUGCCGCACCGAGGGCAUGGCCUGUUCAGCUAGACGCGGGUGAACCUGACGAAAGGAGCGUGGAGUUGGAUAUGAGAUAUGCUGUUCAGGGUGUGGAGAGUGUGAAGAGAAGGGGAGAAAAGAUGGACAUUGAUGGCGAGGAAGAUGAGGAAGAUGAGGAUGAGGGUAGUGAUGAAGACAGCGAAGACGAGGACGAAGAAAUGGACAGCGGGGAAGAGGACGAACUUGAAGACGAGUCUGAGGAGGAGGAGGAAGAAGAGCUUCCACCUCCAAAACCCAAAUCCAAAAAAGUCUCAUUUGCUAGCAAACGCGAGCCGCCUACCCCGGCUUCCAAACCCAAGUCCAAGCCGACCUCUGUUCUCAAAUCCAAACCGGCUCCAACGCCACGACGGAUCGGAAAUGCGUCCAACGGCAAAUCCAAAAAGCCGCCGGUUGUGAACGUUGCGGGCGAAGAAAGCUACGACUUUUCUAAAUUUUUCUGA
This is a messenger RNA of Rhizoctonia solani, 2145 nucleotides long. RefSeq names its product GNL3L/Grn1 putative GTPase. The transcript is spliced from 10 exons. The coding region runs from base 1 to 2145 and encodes 714 amino acids. The record is from RefSeq and is a predicted model, not a curated record. Lineage: Eukaryota; Fungi; Basidiomycota; Agaricomycetes; Cantharellales; Ceratobasidiaceae. Gene Ontology annotation, cellular component: nucleolus.